Molecule: messenger RNA, 5700 nt
Organism: Mesoplodon densirostris (Blainville's beaked whale)
Lineage: Eukaryota; Metazoa; Chordata; Mammalia; Artiodactyla; Ziphiidae
Gene: LATS2
Product: large tumor suppressor kinase 2
Exons: 8
Coding region: 442-3993 (1183 amino acids)
Biological process (GO): peptidyl-serine phosphorylation; G1/S transition of mitotic cell cycle; regulation of organ growth
Cellular component (GO): spindle pole; nucleus
Molecular function (GO): protein serine/threonine kinase activity; protein binding; ATP binding
Source: RefSeq, a predicted model, not a curated record
CCCACCCUCCCCCACCCCCACCCCGACCCCCGUCCGGAGUCCGGCCUCCCGCGGCGCUCCCCUGAGCUCGGCGCCCGCCGGGCUCCGGACGCGGGUUCCGACCCAGUUCGCGGCGCCUGGCGACCCGGCGGAGGCAGGUGGGGCCGGGGAGACACACGUGCCCCGCCCGCAGGCCUCGGUGGGACCCGGACGGUGCGCGCUGUGUGCGGGGUUCGUCGUGUGGACAGAUUACACGUAGAGAUGAUCUUCAAAAUGAAGCCUCUGGAAAAUGGUCGGUUCUCUGCAGGAACUGCAAAAAUGGAAGGAAAGAACAUUUUCAAAACAACCUUGUUGUGAAAGUGUGUUUACAACUAACUGAUACUGUUGGCGGUUUCGUUUUCGUUUUAACUAAUAGACACUUUAAGAAGAUUGUAUUUAUGGUCAAAGGAAACUGGACUAACCAUGCGGCCGAAGACUUUUCCCGCCACGACCUACUCUGGGAACAGCCGGCAGCGGCUGCAGGAGAUCCGCGAGGGGCUGAAGCAGCCACCCAAGACCCCCGCCCCGGGGCCGCCCGCGGGGCCGGGCACUGAUGCCGCCCUGGAUGCCAAGGCCCUGGGGGGCAAGGACGCGGCCAGGCAGCAGCAGCAGCAGACGAGGACAGCCCCGAAGUUCGGGCCUUACCAGAAAGCCCUGAGAGAAAUCAGAUACUCCUUGCUGCCCUUUGCUAAUGAAUCGGGCCCUUCGGCCGCCGCAGAAGUAAACCGACAAAUGCUGCAGGAACUGGUGGACGCGGGCUGUGACCAGGAGAUGGCGGGCAGGGCCCUCAAGCAGACCGGCAGCCGCAGCAUCGAGGCCGCCCUGGAGUUCAUCAGUAAGAUGGGUUACCUGGAGCCGGGCAAGGAGCAGAUUGUGCGGGUCGUCAAGCAGACCUCCCCAGGAAAGGGCCUGGCGCCAGCCUCUGUGCCGCGGAGGCCGAGCUUCGAAGGAGCAGGUGACCCUUUCCCGCCCUACGCCCAGGUGAGCGGGCCGGCCUUCGAGGGCCCCGCCGCCCUGGAGGAGGCGCCCCGCCAGUACCCGGACUUUCUCUUCGCCGCCGUCGGGCCUCACUGCCGUCCGCACCCACCCAAGGGCUACGCCGCCGCCGGGGAGGCCGCCGGGAUGAGCCUCCCCGGCCCUGGGGGCCCGGCGCCCCCGCUGCAGGGCCCGCAUUACAGGGCCCCCCUGCUGGUGCCCGGGGAGCCCCUGGGCUACGGCGUCCAGCGCAGCCCCUCCUUCCAGAGCAAGACCCCGCCGGAGGUCGGCGGGUACGCGGGCCUGGCCGCCAAGGGCCCGGCCGUGCAGGUGCAGGUGCAGCCCGGCCUCGCGUUCCCGCCCCCGGGCGGCGCCGCCGCGUACGCACCCCACCCGCACACCAAGCAGCCCCACCCGGUGCACGCGGGGGGCCCCCGGGGCACCGUGUUCGCUGGCGACAGCCCCCCGCCGGGCCUAGCCACCUCCUCCCGGACCGGCCUCGGCGCCGAGCGGUUUGAGCAGAGCGCGCCCCCCGCGCCGCAGUGGCCGAGCGCCGGCCUGGCCCGGCGGGACUCGCUGCAGAAGCCGGGCCCCAGCAGGACCGGCUCCUUCAACGGCCACCAGGCGGCGGCCGCGCCCUCCCCCAACGCCAUCACGGCCGUGACGGCCGCGCACAUCCUGCACGCGGUGAAGAGCGUGCGGGUGAUGAGGCCCGAGCCCCAGACGGCCGUGGGGCCUUCGCACCCCGCCUGGGUGCCGCCACCGGGCCCCGCGCUCGAGGGCCUGGAGCCCCAGGACGAGCAUCCCCCCGCCCCGGGGGGCGCCGAGGCGCGGGGCCGGCCCCCGCCCUACCCCCGGCACCUGCUUCGGCCGCAGGGCCGCGCCGAGCAGUACGACGUGGACGGCCUGUGCGCGGGGCUGCAGCAGGGCCUCCGGGGCAGCCGGGCCGCCGAGCCCCCCGACGGGAGCCCCAGGAGCCCCAGGGGUGCCAAAGGGGAGAAGGCGGGCAAGGACCGCAAGCAGAUCCAGACGUCCCCGGUGCCCGUGCGCAGGGGCUGCCGCGACGAGGAGAAGCGGGAGUCGCGCAUCAAGAGCUACUCGCCGUCCGCCUUCAAGUUCUUUAUGGAGCAGCAUGUGGAGAACGUGCUGAAGACCUACCAGCAGAAGGUGGCUCGCAGGCUGCAGCUGGAGCAGGAGAUGGCCAAGGCCGGGCUCUGCGAAGCUGAGCAGGAGCAGAUGAGGAAGAUCCUCUUCCAGAAGGAAUCCAAUUACAACAGGCUCAGGAGGGCCAAGAUGGACAAGUCCAUGUUCGUGAAGGUGAAGACCCUGGGCGUCGGCGCCUUCGGGGAGGUGUGCCUGGCCUGCAAGGUGGACACGCACGCCCUGUACGCCAUGAAGACGCUGAGGAAGAAGGACGUCCUGAAUCGCAACCAGGUGGCCCACGUGAAGGCCGAGAGGGACAUCCUGGCGGAAGCGGACAACGAGUGGGUGGUCAAGCUCUACUACUCCUUCCAGGACAAGGACAGCCUGUACUUCGUCAUGGACUACAUCCCGGGUGGCGACAUGAUGAGCCUGCUCAUCCGCAUGGAGGUGUUCCCCGAGCACCUGGCCCGCUUCUACAUCGCGGAGCUGACACUGGCCAUCGAGAGCGUCCACAAGAUGGGCUUCAUCCACCGCGACAUCAAGCCGGACAACAUUCUUAUAGAUCUCGAUGGCCAUAUCAAGCUGACAGACUUUGGCCUCUGCACUGGGUUCAGGUGGACGCACAACUCCAAAUACUACCAGAAAGGGAGUCACAGCAGGCAGGACAGCAUGGAGCCCAGCGACCUCUGGGACGCCGUGUCCACUUGCCGCUGUGGAGAGCGGCUCAAGACGCUGGAGCAGCGGGCGUGGGGGCAGCACCAGCGGUGUCUGGCCCACUCCCUGGUCGGGACCCCCAACUACAUCGCCCCGGAAGUGCUCCUGCGCAACGGUGCGUGCUCCGGCCCUGCGCCCAAGCCAGGGGCCUCGGAGGGUCCCGAGCCCCCGCUUCCAGAGACUCCAAGUGUCCCCGCUGUGUCUGUGCUCACGGGAGCCCGAGAGCCGGAUUCUUUCCUUAGCGAGCACGGCCUCCAGUGUGUGUCCCUCUGUUUGGGAGCUGCCUUCGCUUCUGGCCCGUCUCCGCUUGCCCUUCCUUGGGCUGGAAUUGACAGGCUGGGUGCGAGGUGGGCUUGCUCCCCGGAGCCCAGAGGAGUCGCUCCAGAACUGGUUUUGACAGAGUCCUGUGAUAGACAGGACUGUGGCGGGGGAUGCGGGGGGUCCCACCUGGGUCAACCACCUUCACUGGUCAGCGGGUGUGAGGAUACAAACACCGUGUCCUCCAGUUCUCCGCCGCAGGCCCAGAAGCACCUUCAAGGAUACACCCAGCUCUGCGACUGGUGGAGUGUUGGCGUGAUUCUCUUCGAGAUGCUGGUGGGGCAGCCGCCCUUCCUGGCGCCGACUCCCACGGAGACGCAGCUGAAGGUGAUUAACUGGGAGAGCACGCUGCACAUCCCCGCGCAGGUGGAGCUGAGCCCCGAGGCCCGGGACCUCAUCGCCAAGCUCUGCUGCUCGGCUGAGCACCGGCUGGGCCGCAACGGGGCCGACGACCUGAAGGCCCACCCGUUCCUGGGCGCCAUCGACUUCUCCAGCGACAUCCGGAGGCAGCCUGCCCCCUACGUGCCCACGAUCAGCCACCCCAUGGACACGUCCAACUUCGACCCAGUGGACGAGGAGGGCCCCUGGCAGGACGGCAGCGAGGACAGCUCCAAGGCCUGGGACGCGCUGGGCCCCCCGGGCAGCCGGCACCCCGAGCACGCCUUCUAUGAGUUCACCUUCCGGAGGUUCUUCGACGACAACGGCUACCCGUUCCGGUGCCCCAAGCCUGCGGUGGCCGAGGCCGGGCCUGCGGCUGAGCAGCCAGCGGCGGGGGGCCCAGCCCCAGGGGCACAGGCCGGGGGCUGCCAGCCCGUGUACGUGUAGACCCUGGGGGACCGGGGGGUCAGCCCUUCAGGUCAGUCGGCCCAUUGCCCCUUGAAAGUCUGGUCUGCACCCAAAACCAAAGCAGAAAAGCUUCUGAAAGAGGACUCGCCUCUGACGUCUUCUCCACAUUCUGGUUGAUGGCGGGGCGGGUGUCAACGUGGCCUGGAAUUGGCUUUUGAGGACCUUCACUGCAUUAAAACAAUAUUUUUUAAAAUUAGUACAGUUUAGAAAGAGCACUUAUUUUGUUUAUAGCCAUUUUUCUUACUAAAUUAUAGGGAUUAAUUUUGACAAAUCAUGCUGCUGUUAUUUUCUACGUUUGUAUUUUAUCCACAGCACUUAUUCACAUUUAGGGAAAGACGUAAAGAUUGAAGAACAUGUGAUAAGAAAUCUCUGUGCAAUAAUGUUAAAAAAAAAAGAUAACACUGUUCUGAUGUUACUGAUACCAUUUUAUUCACACAGUGGUUUUUGUUUUAUAUUUUUCCCACAUUUCAAAAUUGUGAUAUAUGUUAAAAGCUGCUUUUGUUUUGUUCUGUUUGCUUUUUGCAUAUUAUAGUAUAAUAGGAAGUGUGAGCAGGUGAUCACGCGGGUGUGACUUCAGAUGCCAAGUGUGGAGAGAUCGCUGCAUGAACAGGGUUUUUCUAUUAAAGCGUGACCGUGUCUUGCCAUUCACAGCGGGUUCUGUGAAUACGUUUUGAGUGAGUAAUUCUGGACAGUGUGCUGAUGCCGUGUCGUCCUGUGGUGACUUCCUCGCUGUGACUGCACCCCUCCUCUCUCGUUGAGGAAAUGCACGUGUGCCUGAGAGCUGAUGUGACUGUAUGUGUCGUGGGUGUGAUUGGAUUCUUUGGGGGGCAAAGACGUUUGUCCUGCACUACACUUGUGUACAUCAAAAGGGAUUCUCUUAGCUCUGCCAAAAAAAUGUAAGUUAGUCGUGGACCUCUGUCUGCUUCGCGAGUCAGGAUGCUGUCCUGGUGGUACAGCCGCCACGGGUAGCCGGAGCCCCGCCCGGCAGGCGCCCCGCGGAAGGGCAGGGAUCUUGGGGUUCUCUCACUGGAGGCAGCCUGCCCCCUACGUGCCCACGAUCAGCACGUGUGCUUUCUAGUGUGCUUUGAAGGAUCCAUCUUAACUUGGUUUUAGAAGCACAUUUUUUAAUCUUUGUGAAACAGCAAAGUGAUGUUGAAAAAGAAAAGAUAUUUAAGCCAUACAUAUUUUCUUAGGAGUGUAAAUGUAUAUAUAACUACAUAGAUAAACAAAAUAUUCCUAUUUCAAAUUAGUAUGAUUCCUAUUUAAAGUGAUUUAUAUUUGAAUAAAACGUUAAAUUCUUUUUUUGCUUUUUAAAAACCUGAUGCAUCCUAUUUUUCAUUAUGUUAUUCCAUGUAUUUUUCCUUGAGGUUUUUAGCAUAAUGUAUCCAUUAGUUAGUGUAUCUCUAGGCAGCACACUUACGCGUCUGUCGAUGGCCAAACUGAAGAAGAAGACGCCUGUGCACUGGUUUACAUGUGUGAGUGGCAGGUUCUGGGUCUGCUGUGCUGCGUCGUGACUGUCAGCGUUUCUCUAGUUUCGCAGUAACGCCGUGUUGUUAUUUACGCUCUGACAGACGUCAUGUGGUAGGUUCUUUCUCAGGAACUCAAUUUAACUAUUAUUUAUUGAUAUAUCAUUGCCUUUGAAAAGCUUCUACUGGCACAAUUGAUUAUUAAAGUUUUGAGUCCAAA